AUGAAAACCCAAGUCCUGAACCUUCAAGCCCAAACACCGAUUGCCAGGCGUUUCGCCCACAACUCGGACGGCUCACUGUCCUUUGCGGACGGCACCUCCCAGGAGAUCUACUUGGAUGCUGACUGGAGGCAGCCAUUUACAGUGGCGCCGUGGAAGCCCGUCACCAGUGGCGGCAAGGAGCUGUACCCCUUCAGUCUCAGCUACUGGCCACUCCCCGGGAGGAGACCUCCCAGGGAGACAGGUGCAGAGGGCCCCCCAGCAGCGCGGCGGACGCUGAUGCUUGCGGCGCCGAGCGUGGGAGCACGAAAGAGGUGGCUGACCACUCUGGCGAGGAAGGUGGGUUCGAUGCAGCUAAGGCCUUCCGCAACAUUUGGAGAGAUAGGGGACUGCACCGUUGACCAUCCCAAGAAGCGCUUCGUGCAGCUGGGGCAGAUGCAGACCAAGAAGAUCAAACCCGACGAGAGGCAGGUUUUCCGGCUACCGCCUGCAAGGACAGAGCUCUGGCAGGCCAGUUCUUCCUUGAGCGUCGUGCGCGACCUUUAUGACGGUUAUGCCGCAGACCCCCUCACAGCGUCCGUGCGGGCACUCAAGAGUCGGUCGGCCAGCGGCCACACGAGCCCGACCGCGCCCGACGAGUUCAUGUCUCACUAUCUGGAGAAGCAGGCAGCUAUCGAGAGCCUCCUCCACAGCAGCCAGUGGAAGGCCAUCGAGCAGCGCGCACGUCCGGAGCCGCAGGUGGACGAGAGGCGCCCAGAGGACGCCCAGGACGCGGUGGCUGCCUCCGCAGCCGCCGAGGAGCAGGUGCUGGAGCCGCAGGAGGUGCCACGGCCUGUGAAGCCAUCCCGAUUUGAGAUCCUGGCACGGACGGCCAACACCAAAGUGGAGGGGGCCGUCCUCGAAAACAAGGAGUGGAGCGGCGCCGCGCUCUUCGCGAGGGCCGUAGCCGAUGAUCCGUCCUUCGAGCUCUCCGUGCAGCUACAGAACAGCCCGAAGACGCACCCGAUCUUCAUCGGCAUGGCGCCUCCGGAUGCUGACCUCUGUCAGGCCAACUUCUUCUCCUCCUGCGGGGGAGUGUUCCUCUGCUUGGGCGGCCGCGCCUCGGAUGGCAAGCUCGGGGCACUCGGCGCACCCGGAGGGCCCUUCGUCCAGGGCUUCGGCUACCGCCUGGUUGCGGAUUUGCCUAAGGGCCACAUCGGCUGCACGGUUCAGGUAAACUACACCGAGGCGGUCGACUCGGAUGGCAAGCUCUUGGGCCACGUGUGCUUCAUGGUGUCGGACGGCCGAGGCCGACUGCAUCAGCACAAGCCCCAGCUGCGCCAGCCCCUGCACAGCAAUGUCGGCUGGCUUCCCUGUCUCCUCCUGUGCAAUCCGGACACGCGCGUCUGCGUCAAGCAUCUGAAAUGA
Molecule: messenger RNA, 1404 nt
Organism: Symbiodinium natans
Lineage: Eukaryota; Dinophyceae; Suessiales; Symbiodiniaceae
Source: the annotation of a GenBank genome assembly